Spodoptera litura is the source of this 15166-nucleotide messenger RNA. It is a transcript of the gene rhea, whose product is annotated as Talin_middle and talin-RS domain-containing protein rhea. Lineage: Eukaryota; Metazoa; Arthropoda; Insecta; Lepidoptera; Noctuidae. Gene Ontology annotation, molecular function: actin filament binding; integrin binding; structural constituent of cytoskeleton. Gene Ontology annotation, biological process: actin cytoskeleton organization; cell-cell adhesion. The record is from RefSeq and is a predicted model, not a curated record. Gene Ontology annotation, cellular component: cytoplasm; ruffle; cytoskeleton.
GUCCCAUUACGUUCGCCAGCUACUGAAUCAGCUGCGUGAAAAAAUCAAUACUGCGCGCGUUACAUGAAUUCAUUCCGCAUUUAAACUCUAUCGUGACAUAAAUACACCUUUUAUGUGAGUGUUUUGAACACUUUAAUUCUCAAUUGUAGUUGUUUUAUUGAAAAUUAGUCAUACUUUUAAGUUAACAGCGUUAAUUAGACUGACGAAAUUAAAUUAACACCGCAGUGAACGUAGCCACAGGUGUAAUUGCUGCAUUAGAUCAAGAACGCACCAGAUGGCGCAGUAGUACUCGUGAUGUUGUUACAUACCGUAUGGGCGUGUGAGUGCUUGUGUAAAAAAAAUAGUGUUUUGUGUUGUUUUAAGCGCUAAUGGAGAACGGAAACGGUAAACAGACUGCAAUGUAAAGAAGAUUUUUAUAAAAAAAACCACGCCAAACGAGUGCCUUACAAACGACUAGUGCCUAUUAUAAUUAGACUACGAUAAGCUACGAACGAUACGAAGAGACGAUACGCGAAUUUUUUGGUACCAACUGACAAUCCAUCACCGCAAACACAGAGGGAGUCGUGACGAAGCCUGCGCGACCGCAUCGAGGACGCACUCCACCACAACUGGCGACGGCUGACCGCUCCACGCACAAAUACAGUAGAGUCGCGCCCGCGGGUCCGGUCGUUCAGCCAGGAGCGUCCGCGCCGCCGCCGGCCCAGCGCCACCUCGCUAGACCUACAGCCAGACUCCGACAGACCUUAUAACACUGCUACUAUACACAGAGCCCACUCCCUAAGCAAGAUGGCGGCUCUAUCCCUGAAGAUAUCCAUCGAAGGUGGCAAGGUGGUAAAGACCAUACAGUUCGACCCUUCCACCACCGUGUACGACGCCUGCCGCAUCAUCAGAGAGAAGAUUCUCGAAGCCAGCAGUGGGGACCCAAAAGAAUACGGCCUCUUCUUAGCGUCAGAAGAAGACAACAAGAAGGGAAUAUGGCUAGAAGCUUCCAGAAGUCUGGACUACUACAUGUUGAGGAAUGGAGACCUUCUGGAGUAUAAUAAGAAGACCAGGAACUUGAGAGUCCGUAUGUUAGACGGCACGGUGAAGACCCUGCUGGUGGAUGACAGCCAGGUGGUGGCCAACCUGAUGGUGGUCAUCUGCACCAAGAUCGGCAUCACCAACUACGACGAGUACGGACUGGUGCGAGAAGAACAGAAAGAGGAAGUAGAUCCAUGUGAGAAGCCUAACUUCGGCACCCUGACCCUGAAGCGCAAGCACCAGGAGAAGGAGCGAGACGCCAAGAUGGAACAGCUGAGAAAGAAACUCAGGACUGAUGAUGAAGUGAACUGGGUGGAGCCCUCAAAGACCCUCCGCGAGCAAGGCAUAGACGUGACAGAGACGCUCCUGCUGCGCCGCAAGCUGUUCUUCUCAGACCGCAACGUGGACUCCAGGGACCCCGUCCAGCUCAACCUGCUGUACGUGCAGGCCAGGGACGCCAUACUGGACGGCACGCAUCCUGUUACUAUGGAUAAAGCUUGCGAGUUCGCGGGUAUCCAAUGUCAAAUACAGUUCGGGGACCACAGGGAAGACAAACAUACACCCGGAUUUUUAGACCUGAAAGAGUUCCUGCCAGCGUCCUACGUGAAGGUGAAGGCCAUUGAGAAGAAGAUCUUCAAGGAACACAAGAAGCACGUCGGCCUCAGUGAGCUGGACGCCAAGGUGCUGUACACCAAGAGCGCCAGGGACCUCAAGACUUAUGGUGUCGCUUUCUUCUUGGUUAAGGAAAAGAUGAAAGGCAAGAACAAGCUGGUCCCCCGUCUACUGGGAGUCACGAAAGACUCAGUGCUGCGUCUGGAUGAGAAGACCAAGGAGAUCCUGCAGACCUGGCCACUGACCACUGUACGUCGCUGGUGUGCCAGCCCCAAUACUUUUACCCUGGACUUCGGAGACUACAGUGACCAGUACUACAGCGUGCAAACUACGGAAGCGGAACAGAUAUUGCAAGUAAUAGCCGGGUAUAUAGACAUAAUAGUACGCAAGCAGCGCGCCAAAGACCACCUCGGCAUCGAGGGGGACGAGGGGUCCGCCAUGUUGGAGGAUUCUGUGUCGCCUUCUAAGGCCAAUAUAAUCCAACACGACACAUUCAAAUCUGGCAAGGUGAACACGGAGUCCGUGGCCAAACCCGCCGUGCAUCGCCCCGGAGCUGAAGGAGCGAAGCCUUUCGCAGUGAACCACAUGACGGGCGCCCAGCAGACGACAGUCUCAGGACAAAUCAUUACUGGACACACGCCGCCCGCUGCGUCCCAGGUCCAGCAGACGCGCGUGACGUCGAUCCUGUCGGAGCCGCAGCGCGCGCUGCUGUCCACCAUCUCCAGCGGAGUGGAGAUCAUCAAGCACACAGAGGAGGGACUCACCAGGGCCACCCUCCCAGCGCUGGGCCAGGACGCGGCGUCGGUGAAGUGGAAGCAGGUGACGAUGGACACCAACAAGCAGGUCGUCACUUCGCAGAUUGCCGCCAUGAAUGCGGCCACGGCACAGGUCGUCACACUCACUUCAGGCACGGAGGAAGUAGACCACACGGCAGUAGGAGCGGCCAUCACCACCAUCACCACCAACCUGCCGGAGAUGACGAAGGGAGUACAGAUGAUCGCCGCACUCAUGGAUGACGGGGACCAUGGAGACAAACUCCUGGAUGCCACCAGGAAACUCUGUACAGCAUUCACUGACUUACUGAAGGCUGCUGAGCCGGAAACUAAAGAGCCGCGCCAGAACCUCCUAAAUGCUGCCUCCCGCGUCGGCGAAGCCUCCACAACAGUCCUCUACACCAUCGGAGAGGAAACCGAGGAGGACAAGGAGACACAGGACAUCCUCCUAUCGCUGGCGAAGGCAGUGGCCAACACCACGGCGGCCCUGGUCCUGAAGGCCAAGAACGUGGCGGCGCAGUGCAGGGAGGACCAGCCGCUGCAGAACUCCAUCAUCGCAGCCGCUACACACUGCGCGCUCGCCACUAGCCAACUUGUUGCUUGUGCCAAGGUGGUAGCCCCAACCCUCCAGAACCCUCAAUGCCGCUCCCAGCUGUCCCACGCAGCCCGCCAGGUGGCCAGCGCAGUCCAACGCCUGCUGGACGCCUGUUCCAGCGCCCCGCCGCCGGCAGCCCCCGCCGUGGAGUCCCUCACUGCCGCGGCACACAAUGUCACGCAGGAACUCGAGAGGUUGCUGGCGCAUUGUGAACUUGAGCGUCGUGCGACGGGCACGGUGUCGGAGCGGUCCGUGGAGAGCGUCAUGUGUGCCAGCGAGCGAGUCGUGGGCGCCGCCGACCCGGGGGACAUGGUGCGCCACGCGCGCCUGCUGGGCCAGGCCACCGCGCAUCUCAUCACCAACAUCAAGACGGAAGCAGAGAAGCAACCAUCAGAAGGUCAGCGCAAGUUGCUGGCGGCUGCCAAGCUGCUGGCGGACGCUACAGCGCGCAUGGUGGAAGCUGCCAGGCAGUGCGCGUCCGAGCCACAGGACCGCGAGAAACAAGAAGCUCUGCGCAAGGCUGCAGAAGAACUGCGCUACAUCACCGUGGACUACGCGCAGGGACAGGACAUCGUCGGGUCGCAGGUCGCGCGGCUACAGGAGAGCGCUCGCCAGGCCGCUUCCAGCGCGACGCAACUGAUCACUUCGGCCCACAACGCCACGCAGUACAAUACCAACAAGUACACACAGGAGACCCUGAUGGAGGAGUGCAAGUCCCUGAGCGAGCAGAUCCCCCGCGUGGUGGACGCCGUGAAGGUGUCGAGCCUGCGCCCCGCCGACCCGGCCGCCACGCUCGACCUCAUCUCCGCCUCCGAGGCCUUCCUACAGCCGAGCGGGCACGUGGUGUCAGCGUCCCGCGGCGCGCUCCCGACGGUGGGCGACGGGCCCACGGCCAAGCACCUCGCAGACACCACGCACUCCUUCACCGCCAGCGCCGCCGACCUCAGGUCAGCAGUAGGUCGUGCUCGUAUCUCCUGCAAAGGUCUCGAACUGGAUGCUGCAGCAGAGAUCAUCAAGUCGCUUCAGGCGGAGCUGGACGAGCUGGAGGAGGCUGCCAGGGCGCUGGAACUGAGACCACUGCCCUCACAGACGCCGGAGUGGGCGUCGUCGACGUUGAAGACGUCGUCCCGGCUGGCGGCGUCGCACACGAUGUCGCUGGCGGCGGGCGCGCGGCGCGGCGACCACGCGGCCUGCGCGCGCGCCGCCGGCGACCUGGCGCAGUCGCUGCGGGACUUCGGCGCCGGCCUCCGCGCCACCGCCGCGCUGCAGCCAGACCAUGCCCGCAGGGAGAAAAUAAUAACGUCAGGUCGCACAGUCCUCUACUCCUCCCAAACACUGGUGGAACACGUGAAGCGAUCCCUCACCACCUCGGAGACUGUCGACACCACCUCCAUCAUGGCCAUCGCUAAGGACAUCUCACAGGGUCUGGAGUCGACUCUGGAAGCGGUUCCAUCUCACACCGAGCUGGAUGUAGCCAUGGAGAACAUCAACGAGACCCUCAACAUACUCAACAUGGGAGAAUUCCCGCCCUCUGACAGGAGCUAUGGUGAACUCCAAUCGGAGCUGAACGCGGCGGCGGUAGGCCUGAGCAGUGCGUCGUCGGAAGUGGUGGACCGCGUCGACCGGCCCGCCGACCUGGCCGCCGCCGGGGCCGGCUUCGGGGACGCCUUCAACAGGCUGCUGGGCGUCAGCAUGGAGAUGGCGGGACAUACCGAGGACCGCGACGCCCAGACCCUGAUGGUGAGCUCCAUGAAGAGUGUGACCGUCAACUCGUCCAAACUGCUCGGCACUGCCAAGUCCGUCAGCCAGGACCUGACCCGCCCCAACGCCAAGAACCAGCUAGCGGCCGCCGCCCGCGCCGUCACUGAGAGCAUCAACAGGCUUGUGGACGUGUGCAGUAGCGCGGCGCCGGGCCAGAAGGAGUGCGCGGCCGCCAUCCGCAGCAUUCGCUCCACGCUGCCGCUGCUGUCGGCGCCCGCCGAGCCGCUCACCGACCUCGGCUACUUCGCCUGCCUCGACGCCGUCGUCGACCAGAGCAAGAGCCUCAGCGAGGGCAUGUCCCAGAUGGCGAGCUCGGUGAAGCGCAGCGAGGCGGAGCAGUUCAGUCGGGCCGUGGGCACCGUGGCCGCCGCCGUGCAGGGGCUCGUCGAGUGCACCGCGCAGGCCGCCUACCUGGUGGCAGUAUCGGACGAGACGAGUGUAGCAGGUCGUCCAGGUCUAGUAGACCAGGCGCAGUUCGCGCGUGCCGCCGUGGCCAUCGACCAGGCCUGUCGAGCGCUCUGUGACUCUUCUAGCAACCAACAACAGGUGCUGUCGGCGGCCACGGUGGUGGCCAAGCACACGAGCGCGCUGUGCAACGCGUGCCGCGUGGCGUCGGGCCGCACGGCCGAGCCGCGCGACAAGCGCCACUUCGUGCAGGCCGCCAAGGACGUCGCCAACUCCACCGCCGCGCUCGUCAAGGACAUCAAGGCGCUCGACACCGACUACAGCGAGGCCAACCGCGCCCGUUGCGCCGCAGCGACAGGUCCCUUGCAGGACGCAGUGCGCAGUCUGUGUCAGUUCGCGGACAGUCCCGAGUUCGCUUCCAUUCCCGCCAAGAUAUCGCCGCAGGCUAGGAACAACCAGGAGGCUAUAUUGGAGUGUGGCAGGAACAUAAUCUCGGGCUCGUGUUCAAUGCUGGAGUCAGCCCGUCUCCUGGGAGUGUCUCCAGCCGAGCGCUCCCACUGGCAACAACUGGCGCUGCACAGCAAGACUGUGUCCGAUAGCAUCAAGGGACUGGUCGCUAACAUCAAAGAGAAGGCGCCAGGCCAGCGAGAAUGCGUAGCGGCGUUAGACACGCUGAACAGACAGCUGCGUGAACUGGACCAGGCCGCCAUGCAGGCCGUCGGACAGGAACUGGUGCCCAGGAAGAAUAAUACGCUGCAAGGCUACACGGAGCAGAUAGAGAACAGUGCGACGGAGAUGCUGGAGCGCCUGGAGCCGCUGCGGGUGGCCGCCCUCGGGGAGGCCGAGCACCUGGGACACGCCGUCGUACAACUGGUAUCAUACGCGGAGCCGUUGGUGUCGGGCACGGUGGGUGCGGGUUCGAACCUGUCGGAGUCGAGCACGCAGGGCGCGCUGUUCGAGCACGCGCGCACCGUGCUGGAGACGCUCGCGCUGCUGCUGCACGACGCCCGGGCCGCCGCCGGGAACCCACGGGCGGUGUCGGCGCACAGCAAGGUGGAGGUGCAGGUGGCGCAGUGUCGCUCGGCGCUGUCGGAGCUGCAGGCGCAGGUCCGCGAGCUCAGCGCGGCGCGCGGCGCCGUCGGCCCGCUGCUGGACUCCAUGCAGCGCGCCAUCGCCCGGCUCACGGAACACAGAAUGUCUCUAAUCGGCUCGUACGAUGAGUCGGACUCGUUCGUGGACUACCAGACGCGUAUGGUCGGCGCCGCCAAGGAGAUCGCCAGGCUCGCUACAGACAUGACGGCGAAGUCAGCAACGGACGCGAGUCGCCUGGUACAGCUAGGCAACGAGAUGUGCCAGAAGUACGAACAACUCGCACAGGACAGUGUCGGGGCGUCCGCCACUACGCCCAACUCCGAUAUUGCUAACAGGAUCCGCGUAGCAGUAGUAGAACUCGGCGAGGGAGUGUCAGAGCUGAUCAAGGCAGGCGGCCAUUGUCGCCUCUCCGCCAUACCACAGAACCAACGCGCCGUCGCUGAUAGCGCCAAGAUUGUUAACGAGAAGGUGAUAGCAGUGCUGAGCGGCCUGCAGGCGGGGUCCCGCGGCACGCAGGCGUGUAUCGACGCCGCCGCCACCAUCGCCGCCAUCAUUGGGGACCUCGACACCACCAUACUCUUCGCCAGCGCCGGUACUCUCCACUCAGAGAAAGAAUCAGACACAUUCUCCGAUCACCGGGAGAAUAUCCUGAAGACUGCGAAGACUUUGGUAGAAGACACCAAGACCCUCGUCGGAGGAGCAGCUGGUACUCAGGAACAACUGGCCACUGCGGCACAGAGCGCCGUCAGUACUAUAGUGCAACUGUGCGAGGUGGUGAAGCUGGGCGCGAUGUCGCUGGGCAGCGCCAGCCCGGAGCCGCAGGUGCUGCUGCUGCACGCGGCGCGCGACGUGGCGGCCGCGCUGCGCGACCUGGCCGCCGCCACCACCGCCGCCUCCGGCAAGACCGUCGCGCACCCCGACAUGCACCGCCUCAAGCACGCCGCCAAGCGACUGUCCGACGCCACGCGCCGCUGGAGCCUCCCUCUCAAAGCCACCACCAUACCUCGCCCAAACAGGCGCUCCACCAUACUGCGACUCGACUAUAACUCCGCAGACUCCGAAACUGACAUCUUCCAAUCAGACCAGGAAGAUGAACUGGUCAAACUCUUAGACUAUUCCAGCCAAGAUGACGAUGUCUCCCCGACUAUAUUCCAUGAUAAUUGUGAAGAAAUUAUCACGUAUAUAGAAAAUAAAAUGACUAUACCACCUGUUAGGAGCCUUAAAAAUGACGAUUUGAAUGAACGGUACAACCUCGCAGCUAAAAACAGUCUCCUAGACAUGGACUGGCGAGUCCUAAAAUAUGGAGAAAAUAUACUUCUAGGUGAAGUCAAGAAACUAGUCGACAUGGUCCAUGACCUAGGAGAUAGGGAAGAGAAUAAUAGAAAGAGAGAAAUGAUCCAGAGAACGAAAGCUAAUAACGAUUUGGACUCGGAAAUGAAACGACUAUCAACUGUCAUAGAAAAUUUGGACUCAAUAGAAAUUAAUGUCACAACUGAGGUCAGAGUUGAGACUGUGCCUAAUAAAAAGCCUAAAGUAGACGAUGUUAAGUUAACAAGUCCAGUUUUCAAAGUCAAGAAGGUCAGACCAGUCAGUCUAGAUGUCCAAACUCCGUCUCCGGAGGCUGCUGAGGCUGCCAAAGAGUUGUUAAGCCCCGAGGAGAAGCAGAAAGAUGAAAGCGUGGAAAUCGUGGUCAAACCUGAUGUGAAAUCUAGAGAAACGACUGAUGUCAGCACCGUGACCAGAAAAGUCAGAAUGGAAUUCUGGAAAAUGUUCAAAGAUGACACGGAGUGGUGGAAAGCUUUAGCUAAAAGGAAUCUCGAAAAGAUGGAGGAAACCAGACGAGAACUGGAGAGAUUCAGUGGACAUGAACUCGUUUUGGGCGAGUUCCAAACUCAAUUAGAUAAAUUCGAAAAUGAAAAGCAUACUCUACAAAAUUUUAUCGAAGAAGUUGACAAAUCUAAAGCCGUGAACCAAGAUCUUGAAUAUAAUAAAAAGUACGAAGAUAUGGUGCUUAAACUGAUCGAGUUCGCCAAAAAAGACUUUAUUUACAAAGGCUUUGAUCCUCUUAUCGAACAGCUGAAAGCGUUAUCUAACAUCAAAAUCGAUCGAAAGAAAAAAGUAGACAUACAAGAGAUACUAAACAUCUACUCACAAAUAGACACAAGCAAAUAUACAUACGAAGAACUUUGUCUUCUAGAAAGAUACUACAAAGAGAUUAUAAGAAAAUACAAGCGAGAUUUCAGAGAUAAAGAAAACAUAAUUCCAGAGAAUAGACAUAAUAUAUAUACAACUAACAGUUUACACAGAAACAUUAACCACACCAUAAUAUAUAAUACAGACACAAUAAAAAGCACACGAUCGAACCCUGAGAAAAAACGCAAUUCCAUAGAAAUUAUGGACUUAACAAGGACCUACCCGAUGCAAUAUUACGCGAACAACUGGUGGACUAUCUACGAAGACGUUCUCAAAAGCAGAGAACAACAAUUCGGCUCAAUUGACAACUGGUGGCAAGUGUACGAAAGGAUACUUAACAAAACGGAGACUAAGGAAGAUUUGGAGAGAUUCCAGUCUUUGAUAAGAAGUCAGUCCAGGUCGAGGCCUAGUUCUCGAAUGGAGGAACAGCUAAGGAUGUUGGAUGAGAUAAGGAAUGAUAGGUUUAAGGAGACGGAGGCAGUGACCCGAAAGGAUGAUGAAUCGGUGAUGGUGACAAACGUGACGUCACUGCUGAAGACCGUGAAGGCGGUGGAGGAUGAGCACACACGAGGCACCAGGGCGCUGGAGUCCACUAUAGAAGCUAUCUCGCAAGAGAUUGAGGUACUUAUGUCAUCCACGGCUCCGAAGUCCACGGCGACUCCCGAGGAGUUGAUCCGCUGCACGCGACAGAUGACCGUGGCCACGGCCCGCGCCGUCGCCGCCGGGAACGCGAACAAGCAGGACCAACUGACUGCCGCCGCCAAUCUAGGCAGGAAGACUGUUGUAGAUCUACUAGUGGUCUGCAAGGGCGCAGCGCACGCAGCAGAGACAGCGGAGCUCCGCAGUCGUACGUUGGAGGCCGGGCGCGCGGCGGCGGCGGCCUACCGCGCGCUGCUGGGCGGCGUGCUGGCGGCGGCCGGCGGCGACGGCGGCGCGCGCCACGACCUGCCCGACCUGUCGCGCCACGUCGCGCACGCCACCGCUGACAUCAUCGCCACCGCCGAGCUGCUCAAAGGUUCAGACUGGGUAGACCCGGACGACCCGACAGUUAUUGCUGAGAACGAGCUACUAGGCGCCGCCGCCUCCAUCGAUGCCGCCGCCAAGAAACUCGAGUCUCUACGCCCUAGGAAGAGCGUCAAAGUACAGGAGGCGGACGAGAGCCUGAACUUCGACGAGAUGAUCCUCGAGGCGGCCAAGUCCAUCAUCACUGCUACAUCCGCGCUAGUACGCGCUGCUUCAGCCGCGCAGAGGGAACUUAUUGACCAGGGCAAGGUAGCUCGUCGCCCCACCUCAUCAUCAGACGACGGCCAGUGGUCUGAAGGUCUGAUCAGUGCAGCCAGGCUAGUGGCUGCCGCAGCGCAUUCCUUGGUGGAAGCUGCCAACGCGCUGGUGCAGGGAGCCGGGUCUGAGGAGAGACUUAUUUCAAGUGCCAGGCAGGUCGCCUCGUCUACUGCUCAGCUGCUGGUGGCUUGUAAGGUGAAGGCCGACCCCUCAUCCGAGUCCACCCGUCGCCUCCAAGCGGCCGGCGCCGAAGUGAUCAGGUCGACGGACAACCUGGUCCGCGCCGCCAGGGACGCCAUACAUACGGAGGAUGAGAGGAGUCUUGUACUGAACAGGCGCAUGGUCGGGGGCAUCGCGCAGGAGAUUGAUGCCAGAUCCGAAGUCCUCCGCAUAGAAAAAGAACUUGAAGAAGCCCGAGGUCGUCUGACUGCCAUCAGACAGGCCAAGUACAAGCUCCGAGCUGGAGAGACCUCUGGAGAGGACACCGACACAGACGUACAGCUGGGGUACACUAGCGACACUGCUCCACACAGAUUCAAAACUCCAAAUAGCAGUUUCGCGAACACGACAUAUAGCCCCAACAGUACAUACUCCCCCCACACACACACAAACACAACGCACACGACACACAACACGACAAACAUUAGCUCACAUAUAUCGCAACUGAACCACUCCAUCCACGGCACUCCGGCCAAGAGUCCAGUCUCCCCUGGUUACUACUCCACUCCGAAGAGUCCUACAGUACCGGCCCGACCUGACCAGUACAAUCAGAGCUUCAGCCAAGAAAAAGUACCGACUCGACCUGACCAAUACAGCCAGAGCUUCAGCCAGGAGAAACAAUAUACUGUGCAGAGUCCGUCAUUCUCUAGCUUCAGGCCAGCGGAAGAACCUAAGCAAAAUUAUGAAGGAUUUACUACUCGGACAAGCAUAGAGGAGGUCACAGUAAGGUCCCUAACCCUCCCUGAAGUGAGGACGGCACACCUAGUGGGAGAGGAACGUGUCCCCUACAAGAGGGAGAGGGCUCCUCCUCCGCCGCCGCGCAGGGCUUCGCUACUUAGCUACGAGACCCGCCUGUACGACACUCCGCGCCCUCUACACGAGACCACAACAGAACGCCAGGAAACACUUUACGACUACAAAGAACAUAAAUACGGCUAUGAACCUCCUAAAACCCCACUUAGCCCUAAAUUCAACGCCAGGGAACUCAAAUUUGAUGACAAGGAACCCAUCUACUCAACCUUGAAAAAACCUUUUGAUGGAGUCGGACAAACGUUCUCCGAGCACCAGAAGUCUUCGGAAGCCAUCCCUGGAGGUAUGAAACACUCUGAAUUCAAAGUUCACAGCGAAUCUUACCAAUCUUACCCCAAAACUGAAUACAGUAAGACAGAAUUUCGCGAAGAAGUCAAAUCUCCUUUCGCGUCCACGCCCAAAUUCGAUCGGUCUACCGAGUUAGUGAAGGCUGCUACUCCAGACUAUGACAGGAUCGCUUCUCCAUACAAAGAAAGCGCUAGUUACGGAGGUCCGAACUAUAUGGAAGAAACUACCACAGAGGUCAAAGAAAUACCUAAUGGUACACAGAAAAUAACUACAACUAAAAUCUAUAGUUCUUCUCCCGUGAACCUAACUACAACUAGUACGAAAUAUGAACCUAUCAGACUUGAUGGCAUCGAUGAACUAUCCAAAUCAUUCGAUAAUGACUCUAAAUACAGCACUUUGGACUCUCGUUUCAACACCUUAGAGUCUAAAAUGAGUUCGGACACCAGCCGGUCUUUCAUGAGACCCUCAGAAUUCCAAUCUUCAGAUUAUCAAGCUACAACUAAUGUUACUAAAGUCAAAAAGCCUUCGGAUUUAGUGAAGGAGAUCGAUUCCCUGGACAAGAAGUUUUCUAAGCAAACAAUUACUUCGGAAACUAUUGAGAGAAAGUCUGUGAUGACCAGCUCACACAAAUCAGAAUCUUCGUCAACCAUAACAAAGAAAUUCGGCAAUUUUUGAGGUCUGUCUAAAUUUUAUGUGAAAUGCUUCCUUACUGCCAGAAAAAAACCUCGAAAAAUAAUGUAGUGUAAACUCUCAUGUGAUUUUUUUUACUUUACCGUUUUUUACCGCGGUAAAAAAUGUUUUACCGCGGCAAAAAGCUUUGGAAUUUUGUUAGUGUUCGAGGUUUUUACCGUAUGUCGUAGCUUAAGUGUUGAAUUAUAAAAGGACUAUGCACGUUUUUGAAAGUACUUUGAAAAAAUAUUUAUUAAUUAAUUAUUAAUAUUAGUGUUUUGUAAAUUGACGUUUUAUAUAAAUUCUCUGAAAUACUUUGACAGAUAUUUUUGCUCUUUUUGUUUUUUGAUUAUGAACAGGGUAACACAGGUCUCGAAAGGAUAUGUUGGCGGGCGAUCGAAAGUCCGUCCGUUCGAAUCUCAUCAACAGUAAAAAAAUCAAAAGUCAAAAUAUCUGUCAAAAAGAAAUUUGUAAAAAAAGUUUUAAAAAUAACAAAAAUGUAUAUUAAAAAUGUUGUUUUUGAUCUAACACUGAAAAUAUUUAUUAAAUUAAAAGAGCUAUAAAUACUAACGAAAAAUGAACUAUAAUACGUAGUAAUAGGAGUUAUAUUAAAGUUAAGGUGCUAAUUAUAAUAUAAUACUUACUGAGUGUGUCUUAGCCAGCCUUAGAGAUGACAAAUUCAAUUAUUAAUUGUUAUUUAUUGUUGGUUAUUUAUGACUGGGUUUAGUUAUGUUAAAGAUAUUACAAAAAACUAGAUGACUUCGUUUUUAGGUCGAAACUACUCGAAAGAUUUAGAAAAGUAUACAUUUAGAUAUGAAAUUUUGUAUUUUACACAAAAAACUGUUAGUUAAAUUACAAAAAAUAAUAUAUAUUGAAAUUUUAUACUUAAAUGAAAUGUCUCGAAAAAUACUAAUUUAAAAAGUAAACUCAUUUUAUAAAAAACAUUUUAUAUCACCAUUCUUUCUACAAAGUUACAAUAUAUAGAACACUUUUCAAGUUUCUAAAUAUUACAGAAAAAUUAAAAAUAAACUGUUAAACAAGAAAUCAGUGAUUCAAACAAAAAAUCCACUAUUAAAGUCAUCUUUAACAUGACUAAAUCCAGUCUCACUAGUGGACAACAUGCCCACGCCUCACAAAGUGCUAACCCCACGGGGUCCUUAUAUUCGAUGCCUUCUUACGACCGAGAGUGCCAUUAUUAUAAGUAUUAUAUUUUUAUUUAUAUAUUACGUGCCUUCACCUUAUACAUUUUAUAACGAGGGCUGCAUACCAUAUAUAACUAUAAAAAACAAAGAAACAAAUGCGGCAAGCUAAAUAACACCGUUUAAAUAUGCAGCUAUGAAGAUUUAUUAUGCAAAAUACAGACAUUAAUUAGUUCAUUAAUCUUACCCAAUUUUGGUAAUAGAUUUUAGACUUAAUUGCAAAAUAUUUAGGUUCAAAAUCUUAGAAAGCAACUAAUGCAGCCCAAUACAAUGAUAAAAUGAAUGUGCCAUUUACAGAAAAUAUUUUAUUUUACAAAUUACCUAUUUAUUAUUGUUAAUAUACAUGUUUUUAUUGAAAUUUUACUAAACUAACUGGAUUAUAUACGGCAUUCUGUUACUUAUAUGAACUUAUAAAAAGAAUUAUAAUAAUAUAAACUUAUAAAACGACUUAUAACUUCUAAAUGACAGCUGAGAAGUCUUUAUAAGUAACUCAACAGAAUGUCUUAAAAACAGUGAUCGUAUGGUGCAAUUAUUUUGAAAAUAUACUAAAAAUUAUAUUUAAUAUAGAUUUUAUUCGUAUACCUACUAAUGUACUAAGAACGCAGCUUAACAAUAACGCAUUUAAACAGAAAGUAUUUAAACGAACAAACAAUAUAUUAUAUUUUUAUUGUUUUUGUUUUUAGAGUAGUCGUGGUGUCGACAGGAGAAGUCUCGUGAAAUUAUUUACAUAUAUUAUAAGAUUAUAUAUUAUAUAUACGUAUAAUAGUAAUGAUAAUGGGUAUGAUAAUAAAAGAUCUAGUCCGUCAGUUAGGUAAUGAAAAAAUAUAAAACACAUAUUUUUUUAUUUUGUCGUAUAAGAAAACAAUACAUUGAUAAAACGAUUCCUUGUUCAGGAGUAGCGACGUCAUUUCUAAGUAUAAAACGUACCUAGAAGUGACGUCACGCGAUUUUUCAAAUCAAUAUAACGCCGAAAGUAUUUGUUCUGUAAGGAAAUAAAAAAUACGUGUGUAAUGUUUUAAAAUAAUCUACCAGACGGACAUUAAAAUACCCUAUUAUAACAAAUUUAUGUAGCUAGCAAGGAGCAGGCUAAAAUGGAUUGUCAGUUGGAAAAUAAAUAUUAAUUUUGUCAUACACGUGCCUUAUGUAAUUCGCAGCUUUUUCUAUAUAGAACUCAGGCGUAAUAUAUUAGUGUCUGGGUUCGAUGCUCGCCUCGUGUAUAUUGUAUACUGUGUACUCGUAGUAUAGAUGCCCGCGGAAGCGAUUCGUCCACUGAAGGUAACUUAACACCAAUUCUAGUAGUUAUAUAUAAUUAUAGUAAUUAUAACUUAUAAAUAUUUAGAGUUAUUAUAUAUAAUGUAUAUUUUAUACUAAGUGUCAUAUAUAAUGCCGGUUCAACGUUUUAACACAAACUUUUGGAAGUUUUGUCUAAUAUAAUUACCACAUUUAUUAUAUAAGUGACGUAGAAAGCCAUAUGUUAUAUUAUUAUAUUUACUAUUAAUAAUGCGUGCGUAGUACCACGAGCGAAUGUUCGUGUCAGGCUAAAUCGUGUCUUAUUAAUUUUAAUAAUUCUAUAAAUCUAUACUCUUACUAUAAGACGUCGUUUUAAACGCUCAAAGUUUCAGAAAAUAUACAUUUUUCAAAUAUUUCCUACAUGUUGAAUUUUGACAAGAAAUCCGACAUUUUAGGAAUAUAUAAAAUUGAAAUUGAUACAUGUAAAACGAAUCUGAUUUCAGUUUUAAGAAAUCAGAUAUUCACAAAAUUAAAAUAAUUAUGUAAGAUCACUCAAAUUAUUUAGUAUACAGGUAAGAAAACAAAGAUUGGUUCAGUACAGAGACAGUAGCCAUUGGUUGUCUAGAGCCGACUGAGUUACUAAACACAUGGCUUCGUUACAAAACGUACAAUUUAGUAUAAAAAUGGCUACUGUCUCUAUACUGAAUCUAUCUUUAUUUAUUACCUACAUACUAAAUCACUUGGCUGUUAUCACGUUGAGCGUUUAAAACAACGAACAAUAUUUUGUAAAACUCUUUAUAAUAAUAAUUAUUAAUGAUACUUUAUAAUAAUAAUUAGUUUUGAUACCUACACUAAGUCUCUGAGUACAUGAGUAAAAUCUCUAUAAAACCAAAUGUAACUAAUAUUAUUUAAACAGUCGCGUUGGUAUCGUUUGUUAAUUUAAUGUAAUGUUAUAUUUACGGUAGCUAUUGUAAGCAGCGUGUAUGGCUCGUAUCGGUGUAAUAAACAUGUAACUAAUA